Messenger RNA from Phymastichus coffea, 2785 nucleotides. Its product is annotated as nose resistant to fluoxetine protein 6. Gene Ontology annotation, molecular function: acyltransferase activity, transferring groups other than amino-acyl groups. NCBI's taxonomy places the organism in Eukaryota, Metazoa, Arthropoda, Insecta, Hymenoptera, Eulophidae. The coding region runs from base 385 to 2778 and encodes 797 amino acids. The transcript has 10 exons. The record is from RefSeq and is a predicted model, not a curated record.
UGCCAACAGACCUCCUCCCGUGCGAGUAUCGCUCGGCUUUUACAGUCGCUCGUCGACCCGCCGACCUACAGGACCACAAGUGUACAUACGGUGUCCUCCUCCGCUCGCUCCUUUCCCCAAAGUGAUGACUGACUCGGUCGCGACUGCGAGCUCGCAUGGCCACUGCAAUACGGCGUUUCGUCAGUUGAUCAGCGAGAAAUAGGGGAAGACAACUCGUGGCUCGAUAGUGCCGUUCGAGGAUGAUCGACUCGGUAUGAUCCGCGACCGAGCACUCGUCACGAUGCCUUGGUGAACGAACCACGCGCACACUCGGUCAACGCCAAACAAGGACCAAGGAGGAAGCAGUUGUCUAGUAGGCUUUGGCAACGGAACCACCGAGUCAAGAUGCAAGCGAACGCGAGGAUACUGUUGUUGGUGCUGCUGUCGAGCUGCGGUCGGAUAAUCUGCGACAGCGAAGAGACGAUCAUCGGCCGACAAUCGAUCAUACCAACUAUGGAUUCCAGUGAACCUGCCAAAGACCAUAUAGCCGACGCGAGUCCUGUGCAGUUUAAUCCCCGUCCAACGUCCAAUUGGACGACGCUCGUCGAAGCCCUCGACAUAUUUAGUGCGAGAAAUUUGGCGAAUAACUGGGUCGAAGGCGCGUACAAUUUGAAUCAAGAGUGCGAGAGAGAUAUCACGAGAUACAUCGAGGGACUCAGGCGACAGGAAAUUUGGGCCCUCAAGAUGGACGACGCGACGGGUCGUUACACGAACGGCUUCUAUUGGGGCAACACGUACUACGUGGGCUCGGCAUCGGAAUGCGAAUUUAUCGGCCAGGGCACCUCUCGAUUGUCGUCGACGGCAUCGGUGAGCGAAGCCGAGGAGUUCAACGCCGAGCCGCACAGGAAACACGCCAAUGGUGGACACAGUGGCCAGUUGCUCGCGCUGCCCGACGACUUCGAUGACCGACCACCGUAUCCACUCGGAUUUUUCAUGAUGAGGAUCGCCGUCAACGGAUCUUUCUCACCCGUGACGAGACUGCUGCACCUGGGCGCCUGCCUGCCGUUCUCCUGCGGCGCCGCCGACGUGGCCGUGAUCGCUCGACUGGCAGCCGGCGACAAUGCCGCCAGGCACUCGUACGUCGAGAGAGUCCGCGACCAGCGCAACGCCUACGACAUGUACGCCGACGGCGUCUUCUGGAUCUUGUUCGGCGUGAGCGCGGCCGUGCUGUUCCUGCUGAUCGCGGGCACGAGCUACGACGUCUACUCGGCGAAGAAGAUGGCCCGCAAGCAGAACUCGUACGACCUGGAGAAGCACGUGAAGCUGGAGCAGCUCGCCAACGGCCACGCCAAGAUCCGCAACGCCUCUCAAGGUACGGCCUACAUUCCUGUUCCAGUAGCCGAGCCCGUGGUCGUCGGACCGCCGGUCAACAACAACAACGACCACGAGGGCAGCCUGCGCUCAGCCACGCCCGACCCGACGAAGCCGAGCGUCUGGGAGGAGCUGCUGCUGUCGUUCUCGAUACGCGCCAACGUCCGCGUGAUCUGCGAGGGCGAGGUCGGUCGCGACACCAUAAGCACCAUCCACGGGCUGCGCGCCAUCUCGAUGGCCUGGGUGAUCCUCGGCCACACGUGCAUCGUCGUGUUCAAGUACUCGGACAACAUGGAGUACCGCAAGGUGGUGCAGAAGCGCUUCCUCUUCCAGACCAUACAGAACGGGGCGUUCAGCGUGGACACGUUCUUCUUCAUGGGCGGGCUGCUCGUUAGCUUCCUCUACUUCCGCACCAACGCCAAGGGCGACCUGAACAGACUGACCCAGGGCACGCGCGGCUUCGUGGCCGGCUGCCUCAAGUUCCUGGGCUUCCUGGGCUACCGGUUCAGCCGACUCACCGCGCCCUACAUGUUCGUCCUCGGUGUCACCCAGAUAUCCAUGAAGUGGUUCCACCACAACUCGGUCUUCGAGCCACCCUCCGCCGACCACGAGAACUGCCCCAACUACUGGUGGAGGAACCUGCUCUACAUCAACACGCUCUAUCCCGUGGACCAAAUGUGCAUGCUGUGGAGCUGGUACCUGGCGGACGACACGCAGUUCUACGUCGUGGGCGCGGUCAUACUGAUCCUCGCGACCAACCACUUCCGGAUCGCGGCGAGCGCGCUGCUGGCGCUGAUGGUGAGCUCGUGGAUCACCACCGGCUACAUCGCCCUCGUCAACAAUCACAUGCCCCACACCGACGACCCGCUGGCGCUCUUCGACAAAAUCUACGACAAGCCCUGGACCAGACUCGGCCCUUAUCUCAUCGGCAUGGCCGUCGGCUAUUACCUCUUCAAGACUGACUGCAAAGUUCACAUGUCCAAGGCCACCGUUUUCAUUGGCUGGCUGCUCUCGACCGCCUGUCUGCUGAGUUUGCUCUACGGCCUCUACGAGGCUGAGUUAUCCGCCGCGGCUGGUGCUGCUUACUCGUCCUUGAGCCAUAGCGCUUGGGCUCUCGGUUUGGCGUGGAUCGUCGUGGCUUGCAGUACCGGAUACGGAGGCUACGUCAAUGAUAUUUUAUCAGCCCCGAUACUCUACCCAUUCAGUAGAGUCACUUACUGCGCUUAUUUGGUUCAUCCGAUUGUCAUCAGACUGACAGCGAUGAACAUGGACUCGCCCCUUCACUUAGGGAAAGAUAGCGUAAUGAUCACGUUCUUCGGACAAGUGGUGGCGUCGUACAUUCUGUCUUUCGUCAUAUCGAUAUCGUUCGAAGCCCCAGUAGUCAGUAUGCUGAAGAUUUUGUCACCAAAGAAGAGAACACGCAUCUAGUGAGAAG